This is a messenger RNA of Rhipicephalus microplus (southern cattle tick), 724 nucleotides long. RefSeq lists its product as uncharacterized. The record is from RefSeq and is a predicted model, not a curated record. Gene Ontology annotation, biological process: symbiont-mediated perturbation of host defenses. Lineage: Eukaryota; Metazoa; Arthropoda; Arachnida; Ixodida; Ixodidae. Gene Ontology annotation, molecular function: amine binding.
GAGUGUCCGUUGUCGUAAACGUUCAAGAAACCCUUCGUGCCAGAACCGUCGUGAAGACAAACCAUGAGGUGCCUACUAGCUCUCGCCUUUCUCGUCGUCGCUGCCAACGCGUUGUACUACGAGACGAAACCGGAGCUCGGGAAGUACCAGGACGAGGCCGAGUGCUUCCCGUACGAGACUUACUGGUACGUAGUCUACCGGACGUUCGAGCAUGACCCGUACCUCGACGAUGGCAAGUGCGCCUACAUAGCGCAGACCAAGCCCCUUGUGAACGGAACUGCACACGCACAUCUCAAGGACGCCACCGGACAAGUUCUGGAGUUCACGACGGAACUGCACAAGACGGAGGGAUACAAAUACUACAACAAGCACAACGUGACUCUGCUUAACGGACCCAAGAAAGGCCACAGCGUCUCAUUGUUUAGCGCGUACUCCGACUGUGACGAAUGCAAGGUCUACAGGCACCCGUACAUUGGCGAGAAUGCCUGCUCGCUGCUGGUACCUGCUCACAGGAAGAACAACCUGACCCACUCGUGCAAGUUCAUCUUCCACCUGCUGUGCGGAAGCAACUACGAGACCGUCUACGACGAGACUUGCAAGGCCAAAUGAGCUUGCCCCUGGAUCCGGCACGACGUAUAUGAAACAUUUAUGCGUUCAUUGUACCGCUGUAUGGUCUCCGCCUCCGUACAUUUGGCAUCCAAUAAAGGCAUUACUCCCCGCUGUA